AUGUCCGACGAUUCCUUGAUUGCCUCUCUCGACCCUGCGGCGUGGGCGUCGCUGCGGGGAAAGGAGUGCGGGUGGGGGCGGCUUGACGUCCAGAAGACCGCCGCGGCGCUGGUGGAGCAGCCCCCCGCUGGUGUCAUCGAGAAGGUGAAGGCGGGCGUGGAGUGGAAAGGCCAGCAGCUCAUUUCAUUGAAGGAUGAGCCGGACGUGAAGGCAGUCGUCCAGAACGCGGUGUGGCUUACAGCCUUCCUCCAAGCAUAUGACGCCCGGGUCGCGCCAGUCUACUGCAUCGCGGACGUCUUGUUGUGGAUCGACGAGCACAACUGCAGCGGGAAGUUGCUGAACGCCACGCUUCAUAAAUCAAAGGAGGUGAUCGCCUUGCAACAGGCUGGGGAAGUAAAGAAACUCAUCAGCUACCUGCGGUACCUCUGGAGGGCGUCGGCGAAAUCCAGGAACAGGACGGUGCAGAUCCUCGCCAAGAAGCCGAAGCCCGCGGUCGCGGGCGCUCCGGCCGCCGCCCUCGAGGACGCUCCGGUCGAGGCAGGCGAGACCUGCGACGAUGCCAUGAACGACCUCGAUCAGACCGCGCUGUGUGACCUUCCCGACGACGAUGCCAUGAACGACCUCGAGACCGCGCUGCGUGACCUUCCCGACUCCGUGGAGGCGUUCAUCGAGAUGUUCGCCUGCGAGCCCGAGGAGACGGAUGGCGUCGAGGCGACUUUGCAGAGCGACGGCGGUCAGAGCGUCAACACGGACGAUGACACCUUGUUCAUGGGUGCGAUGUCGGCCAUGGGGUUGCAUGACCUGGGGGUCGAGCCGCUGGGCCUCAACUGCCAGACGGCGGAAGAGACGGCCGCCGCCAUCGAGGGCGCCCCGUGCGCGAAGAAGCCGAAGUACGCGGACGACGUCAUGGAGUUCGUGAGCGGCCUGCCGCUCCCGAGCGUGGACCCCCUCGAGCCCAAGAGGGAGCUCCGGAAGCAGAGGCUCCAGAAGAAUAUCGACAAGGCCAAU
This is a messenger RNA of Prorocentrum cordatum, 1008 nucleotides long. NCBI's taxonomy places the organism in Eukaryota, Dinophyceae, Prorocentrales, Prorocentraceae. The record is from the annotation of a GenBank genome assembly.